AACUCCCUCUUCCAUAAUCAUAAACAUCGCUACUUGAACAACAGCAAAUCAACAAUGGCAAAAGCCCUUAAAGCCACCUUGUAUCUUUUCUUAUUAGCUGUCACUCUCUCGCCAUGUGCCAACUCAGCAAGAAUUCUUGAUGAUGUGGAACCAGAAAAUCCAUUCAUUGUGGACCCACCUGCCACAUCAACUAUCCCUCCUCCUUCUGCUGCUACUACUAUGCCAAGUGGCCAAUUUCCUGCCGCUGCUACUGUCGCUCCCAUUUCCACAGUGGACACAGACGCUGACCCACCUCUACCUGAGGCUGAAGUCCCUGCUACCGUGGCAACACCUGAUGAUGAUGCGGCACCUAUAGUUCCUCCUGCUACAGUGGCUGCUCCAAUUCCUGUUCCUACCACUAUCACCACAUCUCCGAGUGGACCCUCCUCCACUGUGGCUACAACUGCCACCGUGGCGAAUCCUACUAGCACCACCGCAGCCCCUCCAUUGUCUUUCUUUAUGCAUGACAUCUUAGGAGGAUCUCAACCAUCAGUCAGAGUAGUCACAGGAAUCAUUGCUCGGACCGACAUAAACGGCAUUCCAUUUUCAGUACCCAACAACAACUUCUUCCCACUCCAAGGAGGAACUCCAUUACCAAACCUUAACAACCUCAACAACCUCAUAAACCCAAACACUGCUCCAUUAAUCACAGGUCUAAACCCAGGACAAGCCAACACUGUACUCCAAAACAGUGCCAACAACAACAAUGUUGUCAAUGGCAACAGUCAACCCUUUGUCACCGCUGGCCAGCUUCCAGCAGGGUCAAUACAAAAACUAAUGUUCGGGUCGAUCACAGUCAUAGAUGAUGAGUUAACAGAAGGACAUGAGUUGGGGUCAGCUGUAUUGGGCAAGGCACAAGGGUUCUACUUAGCUAGCUCAUUGGAUGGUACCAGCCAUACCAUGGCCUUUAGUAUUAUAUUACAUAAUGGAGAUGCUCACCAUGAUGCUGUUGGAGAUACUAUUAGUUUCUUUGGAGUACACAGGACUGCAUCACCGGAGUCACAGAUUGCAGUGAUUGGUGGUACCGGAAAGUAUGAGAAUGCAAAAGGGUAUGCCACUGUUGAGACUAUUCCUCAAGUGGAUCAGCACACCACUGACGGUGUUGAUACAGUAAUGCAUUUCACUGUUUACCUCUCCGAGUAAUUUCUAUGUAUGUGUAUGUCUGUCUUUCUAGCACUGUGCACGUAUGGACAUUUCUGCAAUGAAUAUUUGAUGUUUCUUUGACGAAGAAGGAAAUUCAAUUAGAAUGAGAAAUGCUUUGUGUAUUAA
Messenger RNA from Ricinus communis (castor bean), 1308 nucleotides. Its product is annotated as dirigent protein 24. The record is from RefSeq and is a predicted model, not a curated record. The transcript has a single exon. The coding region runs from base 55 to 1182 and encodes 375 amino acids. Lineage: Eukaryota; Viridiplantae; Streptophyta; Magnoliopsida; Malpighiales; Euphorbiaceae.